GCUAGGGACGCGCGGCGGCCCAGGCUCCUGGACUGUUUUCGCUUGGCUCGUUGGCAGCCUUAGGCGCUUGUUAACAGUUUAUUUUUCCUGCUAUUGUGGGCUCGGUUAUUUAUGGAGCCGUUUGCUUCAGUGGACUCUCUAGGCACCUUGUCUGGGUCUCGGGCUGGAGUUUUAAAACAAAGGAGGUUUUCUGAGCCGGAGGGGAUGCAAUAAUAUAUUUAUUUAAGCUUGAGUUUAGUCUCUCUUCAUAGAAAAGGGAAAGAACAGAAUUCUGGAACAUUUCUGUCCUGGGGAUUUCUUAUUAAGAGUCAGCUGAUUUGGGAAGAAGUAUUUGAAGAAGCUUUAAAAUAAAAACAAAACCAAAAACGUUUACUUUUAAAAAUUACUCACUAUAACGUGGAUUUUAUUCUUCCGUAUUGGAACAGUUGCCUUUCACAUUUGGGAAAUUACUUGCACGCAUAUGUGUUUAAAACGGUUGCUUAAUUAUAGUGACACCAAUUUGUAGUAACCAGACUGUGACACUACAUCCCUGUGGGGGCCUUCUAAAUCUGGUGUAAUAUGAAAGUGUCAGCCAGGCGGUCUGUGUAUUAUAAAUAGGGUACUUCAUCCAUGAUAAGCGAUUAUUAUCUUUCUUUCCCAAGUGUAAAAGACUUAUAUAAUUCAAGAAGGUGCCAGUGAUUUAGGCCUCUUGAGUAAGAAUCCAAUGAGUCCUGAAGGGGACUCUACCUAUGUCAUCUUAUUGUUGAACUUGAAACAUUCAAUUUCUUAGGUUGGAAUGUGUUUUGUCAAGUCAGAGCAGAAUAAAAUAAUGUUGGAAGCCAUGAGACCACUAGCACAGUUUAGUACCUCAUAGUAACCAUUGUUCAGUACUCCUUCAUGUGCAUUAACAAGAAACUGAACUGAAAUUUUCUGCCUCUCACCAAUUACUACUAGCUAGGUAAUAUCUUAGUCCCUCAAUUUCUUCAUCUGUAAAGUGGACAAAAAGUACCUGACCACUGGGAUAAAAGUACCUGACCACAAGAUGGAUGGCAGUUCAUUAAGGUCUUAUGAGUGUUAAUGGAUGUUAUAUGAACCUCAAGUUUUAUUAUCAUUAAAGGAACAUAGUAAAGCCUCAUGACAGUUUUGUAAAUGGGACUUUUAAGAUUUUAAUUAUUUGAAAUGAGACAUUACAUUAUCAAGAUAUUCAUGAAAUGAUUUAGUUGAUCCUGCUGUAGAAGAAGGGUGCCACCUGCAAUUGAUUUACACAAAAAUUCUUGGAAUGUCACACUGUAGCUUAUUUAGAACCUGUUAGGUGUCUGCCAGUGUUCUACAUGCUUCACGUAUAUUAACUGGUUUAAUUCUCUUAACUCUAUGAAGAGCCUCAUUUGAUUGUCCUGUUAUUUUGGGAGAGUAGAUGCAGACUUUCUCUUUGUCUGAUUCUUAUUUUGUAAUGUUACAUCUUUAUUCUUUUGGCUGUUAUUACACAUUUGAAGAAAAAUGAUAUGUAUGUGUGUUUUUUGUGUGUGUUAUGUAUAAUUAGAAUUCAGUAGCCAAAAGUUUAAUCAACUUAACAUAUGCUAAUAAAUCUAUAUAGAUAACAUAACAUUCAUCUUUUUUUUUUUACAUAUAGGAACAUUAUUAUCUUGGUCUCAUUUGAAAAUCUGCACCCAUUAGAAAAGCACAAUGACCAUUGCAUUUUAGAUGAUUAACAUCUAAAACAAUAUUUAAACUGUUUUCUAAUAGAAUGGCCAUCAGUCCAGGAGGAGAUGCAUCUUUUGCCAGUCAGAAACCAGUACUUUCAGAGAGUUUUCGAUCCAAGAAGUCUCCACUAACUGAAGAAGAGAUAUUUUAUACGAAUUGUAGGGCCGCCUACUUAACUGUGUUCAAAAGCAGCUUAGAAAAUAUUGUUUCAAAAGAUCAACUUUACCUAGCUCUUCAGCAUGCGGGAAGAAAUCCAUCCCAAAAGACCAUUAAUAAAUAUUGGACUCCUCAAACUGCUAAACUGAAUUUUGAUGAUUUUUGUGUAAUUUUAAGGAAGGAGAAACCUACUUCAAAAGCAGAACUGCUAAAAUCAUUUAAGCAAUUAGAUGUAAAUGAUGAUGGCUCUAUUUUACACACUGACCUUUAUAAAUUUCUAACAAAGAGAGGCGAGAAGAUGACUCAAGAAGAAGUAAAUGCCAUAAUAAAUUUGGCUGAUGUAAAUGCUGAUGGCAGAUUUGACUACAUUAAGUUUUGUAAAUUGUAUAUGACAACCAGUGAGCAAUGUCUCAAGAAUACACUAGAAAAACUGGAGGUUGACAGUAAACAGAGGCGUCAGCAGUUUGGAAGCCACAAUGAAGGGUCCCCUGAAAGAGACCCACCACCAGUAACAAAGCCAUCACCUAGAAUCAUAGGAAAAAGUGACCAGGAAAUAUUCUCAAAUAAAGGUGACAUAAGGAGUUCUUUACUUUCAACAUCUAGAAUGUUCAAAACAUCUGUUUCCUUCACAAUUACCAUGGAAGCCAGUAGCAACCAAAAUUCGAAGUUAACUGAGCCUAAUUUAAAGGACUGGCAGUGUGUACAAUCAAAAGGCUGCUUCUUUCUAGAAGAGGAUGGUGAAAUUAUUAGUCAUCAAUACAAGAUGCAAAUAACUCAAAAGUCCAUGGUUUAUCUAACAAUUAAGCCAUUAAACUUGAGUCAAGUUGAAGGGAAACUAUCUUCUUGGCUAUCUGUUGAUACUACCUUAUAUAUUCUUAAGGAAAAUGAGAGUCGAGCAAAUCUACAGCUAAUAUGUUUUACUGAACUACGAAACAGAGAAAUGUUUGGAUGGACUGGUGAACUAGGACCUGGAACUUACUGGUUGAUUCCUUCCACAACUGGCUGUCGGCUGAGAAAAGAAAUAAAACCAGUAACAGAAGAAGCCCAACUUGUAUAUCGAAAUGAAACAGGGGAAUUAUUUCUUACAAAGGAAUUUAAAUCAACUUUAUCAGAUAUAUUCGAAGUAAUUGAUUUGGAUGGAAAUGGUCUUCUUAGCCUCGAGGAAUACAAUUUUUUUGAACUGAGAACAAGUGGUGAGAAAUGUGAUGAAGAUGCAUGGGCUAUCUGCAGAGAGAAUUUUGAUACAAAAAAGAAUGAGUUAACAAGACAAGGAUUUAUGGACUUAAAUCUAAUGGAAGCUAAUGAUCGAGAAGGAGAUCCUACUGACCUUUGGGUGACUCUGCAUUCGAUGGGCUACAACAAAGCCCUGGAAUUGACAGAGGCAUGUCCAUUUGUUAUUGAUAUCUGUGCAGAAAAAUGCAAGCCAAGAAUUAAAGCUGCCCAUAUGGAAGCAUGCAGUGGGCAACUUGAGAAGGCCAUUUGUAAAUCUGUGCUUAGCAGGAGUGAUGCUAAAGUAAUGGAUGACUAUGAAAAUAUAAUUGUGCAUACUUACAAUUGUGAUACCUGGAUAACAUCGGUUAUUGAAAAUAAGUCAGAUGACAAAGUGAUUAUUCAUAUCAACAAUGAGCUAAGCAAAAACUGCGUGAACAACAGAGGACUCAGCAUUUUUGCAGUAGAAGUGGCGCCAAAAUCUACGAUGGUUUGUCAACAUGUAAUGCCCUUGAACGAACAACAGGAAUGGAUACAUUAUUGUGUGUACUCCCUUAUAUCUUAAAUAAUUCUACUUGGAUCCAUCAAAUAAAGAAUAAUUUUAGAUUUAUUUUGUUGUUUAUGGCUGACCUAAAUGCAAUUCAAUUUAAUGGAUGUACCUAAUUAGUAGUAAUUUAAAUAUGUACACUUAUAUUUUAUGUCCAUGUUAUAUACUUUAUUAUUAAAAUAUAAAUAAUGCUUUAAAUAUGUGUCCUUCUUGUUAAUUUAGCAGUAAACCUAAGUUCAUGCU
Molecule: messenger RNA, 3835 nt
Organism: Perognathus longimembris pacificus (Pacific pocket mouse)
Lineage: Eukaryota; Metazoa; Chordata; Mammalia; Rodentia; Heteromyidae
Gene: Efcab7
Product: EF-hand calcium binding domain 7
Exons: 13
Coding region: 1724-3610 (628 amino acids)
Molecular function (GO): calcium ion binding
Source: RefSeq, a predicted model, not a curated record